Messenger RNA from Orussus abietinus, 3867 nucleotides. RefSeq names its product A disintegrin and metalloproteinase with thrombospondin motifs 3. The transcript is spliced from 14 exons. Gene Ontology annotation, biological process: extracellular matrix organization; proteolysis. The coding region runs from base 1 to 3711 and encodes 1236 amino acids. Gene Ontology annotation, cellular component: extracellular matrix. The record is from RefSeq and is a predicted model, not a curated record. Gene Ontology annotation, molecular function: metalloendopeptidase activity. Lineage: Eukaryota; Metazoa; Arthropoda; Insecta; Hymenoptera; Orussidae.
AUGGUUCUGGUGGAGCUUCGAAGGUGGUUUUUCUUGGUGUUUGUGUUACGACUGACAGAGUCGGUGAAUCGGGAAGAGUACUUGGGAAGUUUGGGUAAUUUUGAAAUUGUGUACCCGAAAAUUGUUUCCUAUGGCGGACAGUGGGCGAGGGAGAAGAGAUCUUUUAGAGAAACGAGAGAGGAUGCCGAAAAGGUUGUUUCGGUUCUGCUGAAGAAUUGGACUUUGGAAACUCGAAGAAACGAACAGCUGAUCGUGCCUUUGAAUUUUUCAGCUCUCUGGAUCGGCUCUGAGAAUUUCUCAGUCUAUUCAAAGGAUUCCGAUAAUUUUUCCGAAACGUGUAGGACUCUUCAAGGUACGAUCCGAGGUGAAGAUUCUACAGUUGCUUUGACAAUCUGCGAGGAUGAAUUCUAUGGCUUGGUGCACAUAAAAAAUCGCUCUUUCUUCAUUGAGCCUUUGAAGAAUAAUCAGCAUGUCUUGUACGAGUGGAAGAAAUCUGCGAAAUUGGAGGAUUAUUAUCACGCGAUUUCGGGAACAAUUAAGGAAUCGAUAAAUGCAAAUGAAAAGGAGAUGAGUGAAACCGACGUUACCACAUUGUUUGAAAAAUCUGAAAGACCUAAUACAAAAGGGAAGAAGUUACUGAAGAAUUAUGGAGUGAAGAACGAACUUCUCGAUUUUAUAAAUAACAAUUUAAACGAUGAACUACUUGUCACUGACGAUUUGUUUAUGGAAUGCGUCUAUGAUGUAGAAACUUUCAAUUUUUUAAAUAUGUCUAUUGACCUGCUGCAAAAUGUACUGGAAUUGAAAGCUACCGGGGACCCUGGGAAGAUGCUUAAUCAAAUUCGAGAUUGCGUCGAGCACAUUAUAGAUCUUUACAGAGGAAACAAAUUUUCCGUCUUGGAAAGAGAAGAAAGCCCCGAAGAGGUGGAGGACUUGGAUUCAAUACUGACGAAUGGGUUUUCUAAAACGAAUAAAUUGAAGGAGGGACAUUUUUAUGAGGGAAAUGAAAGAUCUAAGAGAAAUUCAAUGUUCCUCGACUCAAAGGAAUUUUAUAAUCUCACCGGUGACACGAUCGAUGUCAUCGGAGAUGACGAAGAGAUCCUCGGAGACGUCGAGAUGGAGACGGAUGAAAAGCUUUCGAUUGAGGAUUCCGAGCACGUUGGAUAUUUCUUCGAUCGUACCUGGGAGAAGGAUAAAUUACCCAAAAGGAAAUCCGAGGAUAAAGAGGCACCGCCAAGAUGGCUGGAGUUAGCUAUCGCAGCUGAUCACUCCGUCGUUGAAUUUCAUGGCUCUCGUGUCCAACGGUACAUCCUUGCCCUUCUGAACAUUGUCAGCGCUAUUUACAAGGAUCCGUCGCUCGAUUCGAACAUGAACCUCGUGAUCGUCAGAAUGGUGUUUUACUCCGAAAAGGAGGACGGUAUGGUGCGUAGCGGAAAUGCUCGAAAGUCUCUGGAGAACGUGAACAAGUGGAAUCGGAGGCUCCUGUCGUCCAUCGAAGGAAAACACGACGUGGCGGUUUGGCUAACGAGAUUGGACAUCGGAGGUCCUUCGGGAUAUGCUCCUGUGUCAGGAGCCUGUGACCCUGCGAGAUCCUGUGCCCUGAACCGGGACGAAGGUCUCACCAGUGCUUUCAUUAUAGCCCACGAAGUGGCCCACAUUUUAGGAUUAACUCACGAUGGGGAUGAAUCUGCGGGGAACACUUGUGGAGAAGAGGCAACCCUUGGAAGCGUGAUGGCACCCAUGGUAGCAGCUACUUUCCACCGUUUUCAUUGGUCCCCAUGUUCCAAGAGAGAGUUUCAUCAAAGGACGAAAAAGUGGUCCUGCUUAUCGAAUCAACCGAAUGUCAGCAAUGCUACUCAUCUCGCGGCUACUUUGGAGGAGACCUUCACUAUGGACGAACAGUGUAGGAUGGAGUUCGGAGAGGGAUAUACCCUGUGCAGAAGCUUCAAUUUACCUGAUCCGUGUUCACAUCUUUGGUGCAGUCGGAUCAAUGCAUCUCAAAUUUGCAAGACGAAGAAGGGACCACCUUUGGAGGGUACGACCUGUGGGGAUGAUAAAUGGUGUAUCAAUGGCUUUUGUGAGCCAGUUGACCGAAAAAGGUUCGGCAUGGGGCCAAUAGUGCACAAUUCAAGAAAUGGAGGAUGGAGUGACUGGUCCCCAUGGGGAAAAUGUUCAAGGUCUUGUGAUAUUGGGGUGCAAUUUCGAACCCGCAAAUGCAACAAUCCGGCCCCAGCGUACGGGGGUUCACCGUGUGAAGGUAAAAAUGAAGAAUUCAAGGUAUGUGAGCAAGAUCGAUGUCCAGUUCCAGUAGACCUCAGAUCUCUGCAGUGUUCCCACCUUGUCAGCCUAAUGUCCAUCGGAAUAUCCUCCCCAAAAUAUAACAACACCUGGUUACCACACGAGCCAGAUCAGGAGAACCUGAAGUGCCAAUUGUCCUGCAGGAGUAAAGAGACAGGAGAAAUAUUUUUCACCGGUGAAAAUAUGCCCGAUGGAAUUCCCUGUGACUAUGGAUCCUCGAAUAUCUGUGUUCAAGGUACGUGUCUAUCCAUGGGAUGUGACAACGUGAUAAAUUCCACCAAAGAGCGAGAUUCUUGCGGCGUUUGCGAUGGAGAUAACAGUAGCUGUAAAAAUGUAAUACACAAAUUUCAACGCAAAUUACGCAGAGCUAUGACGCGAGCUGGCAUAGUACCUCGAGCCUCUUACAACAUCAGGGUGGAUGUAACGAUCGUACAAGUUCCUACAAAAUUCAGAGAUGAUCUCACCAUCGCCGUGAGAGACGGAAGGAGGCGAAGAUACGACGUGAAAGGAUAUGACUCGAAAGGACGAGGUCAGGUCCUGGUGGUCGAAGGUGCAGCCUUUAGGCCUCAAAAAUUAGGUGAUACGUACACAAUGUUCGCGAGAGGUCCACUUUUUGCAGAGAUCGUCGUCUCGCUCGCUGUACCCGAAGAAGCCGUAAGGGAGGGCGUCGUCAUCUCCGUCCUUUCGAGGCAUACUAUUAAUGUAAACGACACCGAUUCCGUAAGUAAGUACAGCUGGACAGUUGGAGGAUGGAGUCCUUGUUCUGCCAGCUGUGGUGGAGGACAUCGACAGAAAACAAUUGCUUGCAUAGAAGAAGCCACUGGGAGGAUCGUGCCCAGAAGAAAGUGCGCACUUACCUCGAAGCCCGUACUGCACGUCGAGAGGUGCAACUCCUUCAGUUGCGACUUUAAGUGGCUGGUGGGCCCCUGGGAAGGAUGCAGCAGAACUUGCGGGAGUUUCGGAGUUCAGCACCGGCAAGUUUAUUGCGUUCACUCAUCCUUUAAUGGGAGUGCAAUCACCAGGGGUAAGGAGAUCGAAGUUUACAAGAUGAUGGUUCCGCCUGAUAGAUGCACCAAGCGUCGUCCUAACAUUGAAAGGGAGUGCAACAAAAUCCCUUGUCAGGGUCGAUGGGUGUUUUCGGACUGGUCCCGGUGCUCGCAAGGUUGCGGAUGGGGAGUGCAGUCGAGGAUGCCGCGAUGCGUCCCUGAAGAAGGAACCGAAGAAGAGGAUUCACUGUUUACCUGCACUGGAUCUUUUAUCCCGGACGAGCUGCGAACCUGUAAAGGACAUCGCAAGAAGUUUCAAAAUUGCACUACCACUUGCAGGCAGGAUAAAAGUGCUUUCUGCGUAUUGCAAAUCCUGGAUAGGUAUUGCGAGAUUCCAGGUUUCAGGAAAAAGUGCUGCCAUUCCUGCUGAAUGACAGAGAUUUUAUUUAAUCAGCGCGGCGAGGAGGUUGUUUUAUUAAAAUGAUCCUGUUUAUUAGUGUGGCACUAACACACAUUAUUUCAAGUAAUUAGCGUAAGGAUAUGGCAGCUAUGGAAGUAUUUUACAUUAAACUCAUGUUUAGGUGUA